Elephantulus edwardii (Cape elephant shrew) is the source of this 873-nucleotide messenger RNA. RefSeq names its product translin-associated factor X (gene TSNAX). The record is from RefSeq and is a predicted model, not a curated record. Gene Ontology annotation, cellular component: nucleus; cytoplasm. Lineage: Eukaryota; Metazoa; Chordata; Mammalia; Macroscelidea; Macroscelididae. Gene Ontology annotation, molecular function: sequence-specific DNA binding; RNA binding; RNA endonuclease activity. The transcript has 6 exons. Bases 1 to 873 code for a protein of 290 amino acids.
AUGAGCAACAAGGAAGGGUCUGGAGGGUUCAGGAAACGGAAGCACGACAAUUUCCCACAUAACCAGAGACGAGAAGGGAAGGAUGUUAACUUGUCUUCACCUGUGAUGAUGGCCUUCAAAUCUUUUCAGCAAGUACUUGAUGCAAGACAUGACAAAUAUGAAAGACUUGUAAAACUUAGCCGGGAUAUAACUGUUGAAAGUAAAAGGACAAUUUUUCUCCUCCACAGGAUUACCAGUGCUCCUGAUACGGAGGAAAUACUGACUGAAUCAGAAGGUAAACUGGAUGGUGUCAGACAGAAGAUACUGCAGGUGGCGCAGGAGCUUUCAGGAGAAGACAUGCAUCAGUUCCAUCGAGCCAUUACUAUAGGACUGCAGGAAUACGUGGAGGCUGUGUCCUUUCAACACUUCAUCAAAACUCGAUCACUAAUUAGUAUGGAUGACAUUAAUAAGCAGUUGGUUUUUUCAACAGAAGAUAAUGGAAAAGAAAAUAAGACCCCCCCCGCGGACCCGCAGGACAAGCCGUCUGGUACCUGGAGCCUGAGGGUCACACCUGUGGACUACCUGCUGGGCGUGGCUGACCUGACUGGAGAGCUAAUGCGCAUGUGCAUCAACAGUGUUGGGAAUGGGGACAUCGACACCCCCUUUGAAGUGAGCCAGUUCCUUCGGCAGGUGUACGAUGGGUUUUCAUUCAUCGGGAACACUGGGCCCUAUGAGGUUUCUAAGAAGUUGUACACGUUGAAGCAGAGUCUGGCCAAGGUGGAGAAUGCGUGCUAUGCCCUGAAAGUCAGGGGCUCAGAGAUUCCCAAACACAUGCUGGCGGAUGUGUUUUCAGUCAAAACGGAAAUGAUUGAUCAAGAAGAGGGCAUCUCGUAG